CCCGCCCAGCUCCCGCGCGCUGCCCGCCGCCAGCCCUCAGCCCCCUCGGAGCCCUCGGAGCCCUCAGCCCCUCAGCGCGGGAUGGCGGCAGCUGGCGGCGGUCGUGGCUCCCAGCCUGGGCUGGCUUCGGCGCCGGGAAGCGCCGGCGACACCUCCCUCCUCGGUAGCGCCACAGUGUGGCCCUUGAAGCGCUACGGUCGCUUCCUCCCCCCGAAGGACGGUGACCAUGAGGGGCAGAACACCUCUUGGAAGGUGUUUGAAUCAAAUGAAGAAUCAGGCCCUCUUGUUCUUACCAUUGUGGAGUCUGGCCAUUUCUUCAUUUCCCAAGGACGAACAGUGCUGGAAGGCUUUUCCCUGAUUGAUUCCCACAAGUGGCUGAAGAUAGUGAGGAGAGCAGAGUGCCUGCUGCUCCGGGCAGAGGCCAAGAACGAGUGCCGCAUGUUCCGUGUGCAGUUCGGAGGGAGCUCCAGGGAGGAGAUGCAGGAGCACUGCUGCAGCUGUGUCCAGAAACUCAGCGAGUACGUCCCAGUGCAGGGGGCUGAGGAGCAGAGCCUCAGCCAGGACACCCAGGGCAUGGACACUGAGCACGCACCAGAUGAGCCUCUCUCAGACUCCUGCACAAGCCUUGGAGAAAGAAGAUCUGUAGCACAGCUUGCACAGUCGGUGCUGCGGCAGCGGCCGGAGCUGCCCCCGGCGUGCCGGCACCCGGCCUGGAGUGCCCGGGAGCUGGGGCCCUUCAUCCGCCUCUGCCUCAUGGACCAGCACUUCCCCGCCUUCGUGGAGGACGUGGAGAAGGAGCUGCACAGACUCGCCCAGGAAUGAGGCACGCCCGGCCCUCGAGGGGUGCACACAGCUCUGGUGAUUAAAGGUUGAAAAACAAGGCCUACA
Vidua chalybeata is the source of this 888-nucleotide messenger RNA. RefSeq names its product REC114 meiotic recombination protein (gene REC114). The transcript is spliced from 6 exons. The record is from RefSeq and is a predicted model, not a curated record. Lineage: Eukaryota; Metazoa; Chordata; Aves; Passeriformes; Viduidae. Bases 82 to 822 code for a protein of 246 amino acids.